Messenger RNA from Scatophagus argus, 4195 nucleotides. It is a transcript of the gene rras, whose product is annotated as RAS related. Gene Ontology annotation, biological process: signal transduction. Gene Ontology annotation, cellular component: plasma membrane. NCBI's taxonomy places the organism in Eukaryota, Metazoa, Chordata, Actinopteri, Scatophagidae. Gene Ontology annotation, molecular function: GDP binding; GTP binding; GTPase activity. The record is from RefSeq and is a predicted model, not a curated record. The coding region runs from base 641 to 1234 and encodes 197 amino acids. The transcript has 6 exons.
ACGGAUGUUCUAGAUGACCAAAUAUGGAGAUUGACAAAUCGAAGUUGAAAUCGUUGUUCUGAUAGGUUUUCAGUUUCUAACGACCAGAAAGCCCGAGUGUGUAUGGUGCGCUAUUAUAUCUAUUUUAGUGUGUGUGGGGUUUUUUUUGUUUGUUUGUUUGUUUGUGUUUGCACGCGCGCGACUUUGUAAGUGUUAGUGUGUGAGCUGCUUUAGUUUCAAAAGAGGAAGCAGUUCCACCCUCAGAAGCUGUCUGAAGGCCGAGGAGCAGAAAAAGUACAAAAGGAGCAAGCGAGCGACACGGCUCACCUCAAAGCGAAAACUUACAACUAAAACGCUCUUGUUAGAUUAUUUUACGCCUUCUUCGUUCAGCGGGUGGAUAGUGAAAUUCCGGCGAGACUUUCGGGUUUUCAGUUGACGCUGAAGGCCGUGGAUGUGUGGAGUAGAAAAUGAGCUUUCAGUAAGAGGCUUCACCCACAGCAGUCCAUGGUGGUGUCUUUGACUUCUUCUGGAUUCACUCGAGGACUUUGCUUUGGAUUUUGUCUUGGUUCGGGUUGGCUUUAAUUGCGGGCGAACGAGGGGGAGUCUCUUUUUCAGACUCUGUAAAGUUUUUGAUCCGGACAAAUCCCAGAUCAAAACCAGUAUGAGUGGAGAAGGCGAAAGAUUCAAACUGGUGGUGGUGGGAGGAGGAGGAGUUGGAAAGAGCGCCCUGACCAUCCAGUUCAUCCAGUCCUACUUCGUGUCAGAUUAUGACCCCACCAUUGAAGACUCCUACAGCAAGAUCUGCACUGUGGACGGAGAGGAGACCAGGCUUGACAUCUUGGAUACAGCAGGCCAGGAAGAGUUUGGGGCGAUGAGGGAGCAGUACAUGCGCUCUGGAGAAGGCUUCUUACUGGUGUUUGCACUCAACGACCGGGGAAGUUAUCAUGAAGUCCAGAAAUUCCACACCCAGAUCCUGAGAGUAAAAGACCGAGAUGACUUCCCUAUGGUGUUGGUUGGAAACAAGGCUGACCUGGAAUCACACAGAGUGAUCUCCAGGGAGGAUGCCCAGGCGUUUGCCAGAGAGAACAGGAUUCAUUACAUGGAGGCUUCAGCCAAGAAUCGCUACAAUGUCGAUGAGGCCUUCUUGGAGUUGGUCAAAAUUAUCAGAAGGUUUCAGGAGAUGGAGAGUCCUCCUCCUCCAGCUCAUCACACAGGGAAACAGAAGCACAGUGGCUGUCCCUGUGUACUCCUUUAAAUGCUGUUACUAUGGACACCAAAACUUUGUCCCUCUACAGCUUUUCCAAAAACAAGUGUGUGUGUCUGUGUGUAUGUGACAGAGAGAGAGAGAGAGAGAUGAGUUACAUCUCUCAAAAUGAUUUUAUUUGCACUUUUGUCAAAAGCAGCUUUUAAAUCAAUGUAAUGUUUUACUUUAAUGAGAGGACCUAAAGGGAAAGGAAAAUAUUGUUAAUUUUGUGGAGAAACAGGAAAUCGGUACUUAGGCAUGUGUACAAGUGGCAUGCAGUAAUAAUGAUGUUACUAUACAAAGGUAGUGUCCACAUACAGAAACAUCAUCACACGUGUUGUGCAAGUGACCAAACUACUGCUAGAAAUGAUGCAAUGUCCUGCAGGUACAGAUGUCAGCAGUGACAUCACUCAUUUCCAAUAUUAUGUCAUCAGGGUACAAAAAAUGGAUAUGUCCAAAAUGUACAUGUAACAUUUCAACUUGCUCAGGAUACUGUAUGUGGCACACUGAAAGAUAAGACCUAGCUUCCAGCUGCUAUCAUAUUUCAUGCCUUCCUGUAGGAGACAGCAGAGCCACAAAAGCCAUAAUUAUGGAUUAAGGAGGAAACACGGCAAUAGCUCAGGCCAUAGUUAUGCGAUCAGCUGGUGUGCUUGUCUUUUGUUGCAACCUUCAAUUCAAUUCAGUUUAUUUAUAUAGCGGCAAUUCACAACAAAAGUUAUCUCAUGACGCUUUCCAAUUAGAGCAGGUCUAGACCAAACUCUUUAAUUAAAUUGUAAUACAGAGAACCCAACGUUCCCCCUUGAGCAAGCACUUGGCGACAGUGGCGAGGAAAAACUGCCUUUUAGAAGGCAGAAACCUUGGAGCAGACCCCGGCUCAACCUUCUCGUCUUUCCAUUUGUGUUGCCUGAUCAGACUCUUAGUUCAGUGGUCUUAUAAAAUUUGAUUAAUGCGAGGUUACAUACAUACUUCCUCCUAGCAUUGCAGCUUUCAUGACAGCAGAACUUUACUUCAGGAAGUAUCAACAGAACUACUACACAUCUAUUGUGUCUGCAGCUGUCUAUGCAAGAAAGUGCAUUCAGGCCUUAAAGAUGGCUCAGCUCCCAGCAUUUAUAAAAACUAUGUGAAAGUGCCCUUGAGUGUUUUUCAUAGUAGCAUGAAUACAGGGUGCUUUUGCAAUUUGCCACUUUUUUCUCAUAAUUAGGAUAGAGAGAGACAGAGAGAGAGAAAGAAAGAUAUAUAUAUAUAUAUACACACACACACACAAACACACACACACACAUAUACGUAUAUUUGUUGUUUUAGCAAUGUUAUAAUGAGCAUAUAUAAUUAUUUCUCAGUCUCUAUAUUAGAAUACAACCAGAAACUACAGGAAAUGCAUAUGCAGUAUUAAAAACAGAAAGUAUUUAGUGUGACCUCCCUGUAUUUGAGUAAUAGCAGGAACCUGGCUCUUUUAAACCUAAAUGGAAUGGAACCAUAAUUAAUGUCAUUGCUAACACCACCACAAUGUUUGUCCUGCUAAUUCAUGUCAAAAUGACUGCUAUGAAAAAGGUUACCCUAGGCUUGUCCACAUGUUGUAUGAGUUGGGUUAGUUGGAAGUUUGUUAAUAUGUAUAAGAUCAACUUUCAGUCACAUCAUUGCAUUCAAAAUGCCAAAGAUCACAGAAUUUGACAGACAUAAAAUGAUCAUUCUGCAUCAGCAAGGCCACUCUCAAAGGGAAAUCAGCAAACAAACUGGAUACUUAAAGUGUGGUAUUCCCGCUGUUCUAAAGAAAUGUGAAGAAUCACUAGAGGUCAUGGAUGAAAAAAGGACUGGAAGGUCUAGAAAAAUCUUAAUCUUAUAAGUACCGGUAGUUUCUCAGAGUUUCUUCUUUGAGAGACUGGGGAAGGGUAGCAGCCAAGAAACCACUUUCUCAGAGCGGGAACAGAAUGAAAAGGCUAAGAUAUGCUAAAGCUCACAGAGAUUGGAAUGAAGAUCAGUGAGCAGAAGAGAGAAAUGGAAGAAUGAGUGCUUGCUGCCUUCAGUGAAAAAUGGUGAAGAUUACUUCAGAAAACUACCCAAGAGCCUCCCCAAAAGAGUUCAAGAUGUGCUCAUUUCCAAGGGAGGGUCACACUAAAUACUGACUUUUGCCUGUUGAAGCUAAUUUGUUCUGAAAAUUGGGGUUUUUAAAAUUUGUGUACAAUAAGUAUUCAUUUUAACAUUUACCUUACAGCCUGCAAUUCACAUUAUUGAAUUUGUAUUGGAAUUUUUUCUUUUUUUUCUUUUAUUAUUUUUAUCAUAUUAUUAUUAUAUUGGGAAAUUACUUCUCUACAUUUAACCCAUCACUGAUUGAAACACACACACAUGCAACAAGCAACAUGCAGUGAAACACACAGGAGCAGUGUGCUGCCAUUUCAGGCACCCGGGGAGCAAAUUGGGGGUUAAGUGCCUUGCUCAAAGGUACAUCAGCCGGCUAAUGGGGAGGCACUUCUCAAAUCUCUUGACCACGGCUGGAAUUAAAGUCAAGGUACUUUUACACAUCAUUAAAACAUUAAUCUGACCAUUUCUUUCUGUUGUGCACUAUAUGACUGUUUUUGUUUUGGGGACUCAGUUGAUUUUGUUGUGUCAAACAUUUGUCCAAUAUGACACUGGACAUCCAUACAAUCCACUAAUGCAGUGAAACUGGAGGUGUUAGUUUGAUCAUAUGAGCACCGAGUCUCAGUUCCGAGGCUUCUCUAAUGUAUACGGUGGUGUGUGUACACUAUGUUGAUACUGCACCAUUUUGGAAAAUGGAAAACAAAUAAUGUACUAUAAUAUUUUGCAUAAACAGGAAGUGGUGUGUGGUGUGGCCCAACAGAUGUCAGUCACUACUGCUAAUUCAAAAUAGAAUUGUUAUAAGGCCAGGUUUUUUUAGAUUUAUUUUAAGAUCCAUUUACUUACUUGUAUGGAUUAUCACUGUGUUGUGUGAUUAUUGUUUCAAAGUAAAAGAUGGAGCCA